AUGGCCAGACUCAGCAGAGCAGCAGAAGAAGAAGAAGGUGACUUGUCACUGCCGGUGGGGUUCAGAUUUCGGCCCACAGAUGAAGAGCUGGUGAACUACUAUUUGAAGAAUAAGCUGGAGGGCAUGGAAUCCCAUGCCGAAAACAUCAUUGAUGAAAUUGAUAUCCUCAAGUUCGAGCCUUGGGAUUUACCUGACAAAUCGUUGAUAAAGUCGGACGAUGAGAAUUGGUUCUUCUUCUACAAAUACAAAAAAGGAAGUAGGGCCACAAAGGAAGGCUUUUGGAAGAUCACAAGCAAAGAUCGUGUGAUCAAGGCUCGAGACAACAGAACUGUCAUCGCCAAAAAGAGGAUUCUGACCUUUUACAUAGGUCGUGUUCGUAAGUCCACGAAGACCAACUGGGUCAUUCAUGAGUAUUAUAUCCCUGAUGAUGCCCAUCCCAAUGCUAAUAAGCAGAGGGACUUCGUUCUCUGUCACUUAAAGAAAAAUGUGAAAAAAUCAGAUGAGAAUACUGAUGUUGCAACAACCUGUGAUGAAGGUGAAACUAGUACUCACAAUGCAUCUGAUUUCAAAAAUCAACCAGUACAUGGCAUGGUGAGUCUAGAGUUCCAAAUGCAGGAAGAUACUCGGCCACGAGAAAAUCUGGACUAUUUUGAGCUUACAAGGGAUCGUUGGCUUGCAAAUUCCCGUCGUAAUAAUGAUCACAAUGCGUUUCAAUCUGACUUUGAAGCAAAUGACCCCGAGGCCGAAGAGUUUGCCAGAUCGCUUCUUAUUGAUCCACAAUUUGACACAGACACAGACACAGAACCAAUCUAUGUGCAAAGUCCAGAGCGUUGUGAACCACAAAUGUUUUUUGAACCACAAUAUGUUUCGAGCCAGUCCAGACGAGAUACAGAUGUUAUGUUUCGUAACCUGUCAUCCAGACAGGCUUCUUCCUCUGUCAAUGUAGCACCUCAACCUCAGACGUCUGAGCUUCAACUACAGUCUGGCACAUCGGAAAGAACACAUAGACCACAACCAAAAUCCAUUAAUGUCUUAAGGGAUACUUCCGCUGUCAAUGUAGAUGCAUUAACCUUUUCUGUUAAUUGUAUACAAUUAGCGACUGAUGACGAAUAUUAUACGAAGGAAAGAACACGAAGAAGAAAACAUCCACCAGUAGGCAAAUUGAGAGAAAUAAAACUACAGCAAAGAAAGGCCAAAGAACCUGAAGAACGAAGAACUUCUGUUGAUUUGCCCCAGAAGCAGAUCUCUAUAACAAAGUCUAGCAUAGACAGGAAGGUAGCUCAAGGCAAAAAUGCAGAAAAGGAUGUGGAGCAGACACAGAAUAGAACAACCCCCAGCAAUUGGAAGGGCUCCUUCAUUACCUGGCAAACAUUCCCAUUGACAAGUCCCCCAUCAGUCUACAUUUGCAACACGAGAAAAAUGAAAUGGGGUGAGAGAGGCUCGAACUCUCGACCUCAGGAUAACUCAACUUCCAAGCUAUGA
Molecule: messenger RNA, 1482 nt
Organism: Prunus armeniaca (apricot)
Lineage: Eukaryota; Viridiplantae; Streptophyta; Magnoliopsida; Rosales; Rosaceae
Source: the annotation of a GenBank genome assembly